CGCGGCCUCAGAGCCACGGGAGCCCGCCCCGCCCCGCCCCGCGCCGCCCGCGCCGGCUCCGCAGCUUGCGCCUGCCCGCCUGCCGGCCCGCCCGGCGCCGGGCCAUGGCGCUGCUGCGGGAUGUGUCGCUGCAGGACCCGCGGGACCGCUUCGAGCUGCUGCAGCGCGUGGGGGCCGGGACCUAUGGCGACGUCUACAAGGCCCGCGACACGGUUACGUCCGAACUGGCCGCCGUGAAGAUAGUCAAGCUAGACCCAGGAGACGACAUCAGCUCCCUCCAGCAGGAAAUCACCAUUCUGCGUGAGUGCCGCCACCCCAAUGUGGUGGCCUACAUUGGCAGCUACCUCAGGAAUGACCGCUUGUGGAUCUGCAUGGAGUUCUGUGGAGGGGGCUCCUUGCAGGAGAUUUACCAUGCCACUGGGCCCCUGGAGGAGCGGCAGAUUGCCUACGUCUGCCGAGAGGCACUGAAGGGGCUCCACCACCUGCAUUCUCAGGGGAAGAUCCACAGAGACAUCAAGGGAGCCAACCUUCUCCUCACUAUCCAGGGAGAUGUCAAGCUGGCUGACUUUGGGGUGUCAGGCGAGCUGACAGCAUCUGUGGCCAAGAGGAGGUCUUUCAUUGGGACUCCCUACUGGAUGGCUCCGGAGGUGGCGGCCGUGGAGCGCAAAGGUGGCUACAACGAGCUGUGUGAUGUCUGGGCCCUGGGCAUCACCGCCAUUGAGCUGGGCGAGCUGCAGCCGCCUCUGUUCCACCUGCACCCCAUGAGGGCCCUGAUGCUCAUGUCGAAGAGCAGCUUCCAGCCGCCCAAACUGAGAGAUAAGGCUCGCUGGACCCAGAAUUUCCACCACUUCCUCAAGCUGGCUCUGACCAAAAAUCCCAAGAAGAGGCCGACAGCAGAGAAGCUCCUGCAGCACCCAUUCACAACCCAGCAGCUCCCUCGGGCCCUCCUCACACAGCUGCUGGACAAAGCCAGUGACCCUCAUCUGGGAACCCCCUCCCCUGAGGACUGUGAGCUGGAGACCUACGACAUGUUUCCAGACACCAUUCACUCCCGGGGGCAGCACGGCCCAGCUGAGAGGACCCCUUCGGAGAUCCAGUUUCACCAGGUGAAAUUUGGCGCCCCACGCAGGAAGGAAACAGACCCACUGAAUGAGCCGUGGGAAGAAGAGUGGACACUAUUGGGAAAGGAAGAUCUGAGUGGGAGCCUGCUGCAGUCGGUCCAGGAAGCCCUGGAGGAAAGGAGCCUGACCAUCCGGUCAGUCUCAGAAUUCCAGGUGCCACACGGAAAGAGGCUGGAGCUGGGAUCCAGGCCGUUGCAGAGGGUGCGAUUGGAGUGGGAUGCGGUCACAGGACGACCUGCUAACGGCCAGACCGGGCCCUGCCCCUCCUGCCAGGAGCUGGACUCCCCAGACGAUGCCAUGGGAACCAUCAAGCGGGCCCCGUUCCUGGGGCCACUGCCCCCUGAGCCUCCAGCUGAGGAGCCUCUGUCUAGUCCCCAAGGAACCUUGCCCCCACCUCCUCCAGGCCCCAACAGUCCCCCACUGCUGCCCACGGCCUGGGCCACCAUGAAGCAGCGGGAGGAUCCUGAGAGGUCGUCCUGCCACGGACUCCCCCCAACGCCCAAGGUGCACAUGGGCGCCUGCUUCUCCAAGGUCUUUAACGGCUGCCCCCUGCGGAUCCAUGCUGCUGUCACUUGGAUUCACCCUGUGACUCGGGACCAGUUCCUGGUGGUGGGGGCCGAGGAGGGCAUCUACACUCUCAACCUGCAUGAACUGCAUGAGGAUACGCUGGAGAAGCUGAUUUCACACCGCUGCUCCUGGCUCUACUGCGUGAACAACGUGCUGCUGUCACUCUCAGGGAAGUCCACGCACAUCUGGGCCCAUGACCUCCCAGGCCUGUUUGAGCAGCGGAGACUACAGCAACAGGCUCCCCUUUCCAUCCCCACCAACCGCCUCACCCAGCGCAUCAUCCCCAGGCGCUUUGCUCUGUCCACCAAGAUUCCUGACACCAAAGGCUGCUUGCAGUGUCGUGUGGUGCGGAACCCCUACACGGGCGCCACCUUCCUGCUAGCCGCCCUGCCUGCCAGCCUGCUCCUGCUGCAGUGGUAUGAGCCGCUGCAGAAGUUUCUGCUGCUGAAGAACUUCUCCAGCCCCCUGCCCAGCCCGGCUGGGAUGCUGGAGCCGCUGGUGCUGGAUGGGAAGGAGCUGCCGCAGGUGUGUGUGGGGGCUGAGGGGCCUGAGGGGCCUGGCUGCCGUGUCCUGUUCCAUGUCCUGCCCCUGGAGGCUGGGCUGACACCUGACAUCCUCGUCCCACCUGAAGGGAUCCCAGGCUCGGCCCAGCAGGUGAUCCAGGUGGACAGGGACACAGUCCUAGUCAGCUUUGAACGCUGCGUGAGGAUUGUCAACAUGCAGGGUGAGCCCACAGCCACACUGGCGCCUGAGCUGACCUUUGACUUCCCCAUUGAGACUGUGGUGUGCCUGCAGGACAGCGUGCUGGCCUUCUGGAGCCACGGGAUGCAAGGCCGCAGCCUGGACACCAACGAGUGCCCCCCACCAUCUUCCCAGGUGACCCAGGAGAUCACAGAUGAAACGAGGAUCUUCCGAGUGCUUGGGGCCCACAGAGACAUCAUCCUGGAGAGCAUUCCCACUGACAACCCAGGGGCGCACAGCAACCUCUACAUCCUCACAGGCCACCAGAGCACCUACUGAGAGCGGCGGGCCUGGCCAGGGGCUCCCCACCCCAUGCCUUAGCUGCAGGCCCUUUUGGGCAAACAGGCCCAUCCCAGACCAGAGAAGCCCAGGCCCCAGCCCUGCUGGGGCUGAAGGGCAGAAUUAAUCCUGAGAAAUGUUUCAGGCCUGGGGAGGGAGGGGAGCCACCCCCACGCCUCUGCAAUAACUGGACGGGGGGAGCUGCUGUCACUCCCCCUUCCCUGAGGCAGCCCAGUCCCUAGUACCCAAGGCAGGGGCCCUGGGCCAUCCAUUCCAUUUUGUUCCACAUUUCCUUUCUACUCUUUCUGCCAAGAGCCUGCCCCUGCAUUUCUCCUGGGGAAUGUGGUGUUUAGGAGAGAACUAUAUUGGUAUUAAAGCUGAUUUGUUUUACUCCUCUGGUCCCUCCGGGUCGGGGGAGUGAACCCACCUCCUCUCCCACCUCCUUCCCUUCCUCUCUCCCUCCCUUUCUGUGUGCACCUCAGAAGGGCAGGGCCCCUGGGGUUUUCGGGAAGCCAGGUAAGGUGACAGGAGGCCAUGGUUCCUAGCAGUCAUCCGAGGGGCACUGUGCCUUCCCUGUACCCUUGCUCAGAACUUACCCUCUGCUUUGUUGUUAGAGGCCUUUGCUGUAGUUUGGCACCCCAAGGACUCAUGCAGAUGGGGGGCACCAACAAUGGGACUCUAAUCCAGGACACCCUUGCCCCACCUAGGAUCUCACUGGGUGGCCCCUGGAAGGGCCCAGGAGGAGCCCCCUGAGGGCUGUUCCCUCUAGUCCCAGAGAGGCUGCUGCCCGUGGGGGUAACCUGCAUGACCUGUAUCCCCUGCCUCCACCUACUGCCCACAUAUUAGGCCAGGACCGUCAGAUGAUAGCACGAUCAUCAGAUUCAACAGGAAGGUUAGCCUGUGUCCAGGUAACAGAUAUUCCUGAGGGCUGCCUCAGUGCCAGGCCCUGGGAUCACUAUGAGAAACGGACCCGCCUCUGGGCAGGGGCAUCCUCCUUGCUGGAGCCUGCAUCUUGGCAUGGCCAUCUCCUGUAGCUUGUGCUUAUGCUGCCAUUCUCCCAGGGUCUGUCUUCCCCAGCUCCAAACCCCAGGGUCCCCAAGGCCAGGCAUCCCCUGUUGCCCCAGGCACUGGCCAGCGCUCUUGCCCUGAGCCUUUGGGCAGCUGAGGCCCAGGAGGCAGGAUGGGAGCUGCCUUGAGGGCCCACAAUUGGGGGGCGGGGAGGUGGGGGCAGGGUGGGGGUAAAAGCUGGAACAAAGGCCCCAUAAAUCACCUCGACAUUCAAGGCAGUAUUAGAGGAAGAAUUUUGCACCUGGCGGGCAGCAGGAAGGACUUGUGAAGUGAGUGGUGUGGUGGGCGGUGGGUGGGUGGUAGCCAUGGGAGUAGGCUUAGUGGCUCCCAGGGUGUCACACGGUCCCCUCAUCCACCCUCCAGCAGAGCUCCAAGUGUUCUGACUCCAGCCAGUGACUGGGAAGGUUUCUUGGCAGGAAUGGGGAGCCAGCCCAGGGUAGGGAGCACCUUCCAAAUUGGGGGUGGUGGUAACAGGGAUACAAAGUGAAUUCCUAACUUCCAGUUCUCCAGACUUCUUGGAGGAAUGUUGGGACCCAGGUAGGGAUCCAGUGGGGACAGGGAGGUGAGCUCCCCCUCAGCAAUGGCCCCUGACCGAAGGCACCCUGGGAAGGGCUGGCUUUUCGCCCACUGAGCAGCCGGCAGCAGACAGCGCCACCUUGUGGAGGAUCUUCCGGGCCCUCAUUCAGUCUGGAAAGGGGCUUUGGACUGCAGAGUGUAAUGCCAAAGUGGGAACCUCCUGUAAAACGUUUGCUGCCAGCAAAGGCAGGCCAAGAGCAAAGAAAGGCCAAGAAGCCAGGGAAUAUGCACUCAGAGACUAACAUUUUAUAAAUUUUAUUUAUGUAUUUUUAAAUGGGUAAUCUUUGCCCAUGAUACAUAUUUUUUUAAAUAGAGCAGAGAUAUAAUGAAGAGUCUCCCUCUUACCCCUGUCCCCAGCCACCCUGGUCCCAGUUACUUAUGAACCCUUCUAGAAGUAUUUAUGCGUAUUUAAGCAAUUUAGUAUAUUUUAUUAUUUGCAAUUUUUAAUACAUGUAGUAACAUGUUCCACUUAUUGUUCUGACCUUGCCCUUUAAAAAUGUAUCAUGAUGGCUCACACCUGUAAUCCCUGCUUUUGGGAGGCCGAGGCAGGCAAAUCACAAGGUCAGGAGUUUGAGACCAGCCUGGUCAACGUGGUGGAACCCUAUUUCUACUAAAAAUACAAAAAAUUAGCUGGGCAUGGCGGUGCGCAGCUGUAAUCCCAGCUACUUUGGGGGGCUGAGGCAAGAGAAUCGAUUGAACCGGGAGGCAGUUAACCGAGAUCAUGCCACUGUACUCCAGCUCAGGCGAUAGUUCGAGACUCCAUCUAAAAAAAAAAAAUUACGUAUAUAUCCUGGAGAAUAUGAAUAUUAAAUUGUCACAUGCACCCAGGAAAAAUAUAUAUAUUCUGGAGAGUUUUGCGUUAUGAAAAAUCUCCUUUUAAAAAAAUUAUUUUUUACAGCUAGUGGUACCCCAUUGUGUGUGUUUCCCAUAACAAAUGUUAAUGACCUGCAGUGAGAUCCCUAUUGGUGGAAACUUGAGUUGUUUUUACUACUUUGAUAUUACAAACAAUGCUGCAAUAAAUAUUCUUAUGCCAGUGCCCCUCUGUACAUAUUCAAGCGUUUCUAGAGGAUAACUUCCGGGAAGGAGCAUUACUGAGUCAGUGGUGGCUGCGUCUGUCGUGGUAACAGCUGCUGUCCAGUUGCCCUCUAUGAGCAGAAACCUGUGAGAGGGUCAGACCAAACAUCAUUCUUGAGGACAAAUAGAAGGGACGUGGUUCCCCCCAGGAUGUUCAGGUAACUGGCCUGGACCCGGAGUAGUCCUGGUGGUGAGAGUCAAGGGCAGCGCUAUGAUGUGUGCUUCGGACGGCGGAGGAUCUGCUGUAUUCCCUGUGGCAUGUCCAGCACCUGCUCACUGCUGGUGCACAGGAGACCCUCAUGAGUAAAGGAAUGGAAAGAUGUGGUGAUGAGGAGUCCCUGCAGUCUGCCCUUGGACUGGGUGAGCCACCCCACCUUGCUGAGCUUUACUUUCCAUAGGUUUACCAUAUCCUAAGCCAACUGCAGGGCUAUUGGGAGGAUCAGAACUACCGUAAUAGACAUAAUGCAAUAACACAGAUGAAUCUUAGAGGUAAAUUAAAACAGUACUUCUAUGCACAGUAUGAUAGCAUUUUACAAUGCUCAAAAACAAGAUGAAACCAUCUAUUACUUAGUGAUACAUGCACAAGAUACAACUCUACUAAAAAUCAAGAGAAGGAAAAGCACAAAAUCCGAGAUGGUGAUCGCUGAGAGGAAUGUGGGGUGGGAUAAGGAGCCCAGGAGUUUGUUAAGGUAUUAGUAAUGUCUUAGCUCUCAGGUUCUGUGGUAGGUUCAUGGGUUUUUAAUUUAUAAAUCUGUUCCUAACUCACAUCAGGUGCACACAUCCUUUUGUAUGUAUCAAAUAUUAUGUCAUAAAAUUUAGUUUGGGCCUGAUGGUUAACACCUGUAGUUCCAGCACUUUGGGAACCUGAGGCAGGCAGAUCACUUGAGCCCAGGAGCUCUAGACCAGUCUGGGCAACACAACAAAACCCUGUCUCUACAAAAAAAAAUACAAAAAUUAGCUGUGCAUGGAGGCACUCGCCUGCAGUCCCAGCUACUCUGGAGGCUAAGGUGGGAGGAUUGCUGGAGCUUAGGAGUUCAAGGCUGCAGUAAGCUAUGAUCUUGAUACAGCCUGGGUGACAGAGUGAGACCCUGUCUCAAAAGGAAAAAAAAAAAAGGAAUAAAAUUUUAAAUAUUUAAAAGUAAUCUCUGAAAAAAAUAGAACUUGCUUGAAAAACAAAACCAAAAACUUAACAGGACACUCCUAGAUGACAAAAACAAGUGGAGAGGAAUCACUGCAGUCUCUGUCCAGGUAACUGCAGUUACCACCUUACAGCUGCUGCCUUUGAGUGUGUCUUGUUGAAAGACAGCUUUAUUGAGGUAUAACUGGCGUACAGUAAGCUGCAUAUAUUAAAAAUGUGUAUUUGAUGACUGACAUACGUGUACACCUAUGAAGCCGUUUCCACAGUCAAGAUAACCAACAUCCCCUUCACUCUGGAAAGUUUCCCCUGCCCUUGCGAAGCCCGCCCUCCCGCUCCUCCUGCCUCCCAUCACCAAGUGACAACUGUGCUGCUUUCUGUCACUAUAGGUUAAUUUGCACUUUCUAGGAUGUAUGUAAAUAGAAUCAUACAGUAUGUACUUGUGUUUCGCCUGGUGUCUUGCUUAGCUGGGCGUAAGGAGUUGCGAGUCAUCUCUGUUGCAUGUGUUCAUAGUUUUUAUUGCCCAGCAGUAUUCCGUUGUUUGGAUGUACCAGUUUGUUUAUUCACCUGCUGAUGACAUCUGGACCAUGUCUAGUUUUGGAGUAUUACAAAUAAAGCUAUGAACAUUCA
This is a messenger RNA of Callithrix jacchus (white-tufted-ear marmoset), 7191 nucleotides long. It is a transcript of the gene MAP4K2, whose product is annotated as mitogen-activated protein kinase kinase kinase kinase 2. Gene Ontology annotation, biological process: protein phosphorylation; intracellular signal transduction. Gene Ontology annotation, molecular function: ATP binding; MAP kinase kinase kinase kinase activity. The record is from RefSeq and is a predicted model, not a curated record. Gene Ontology annotation, cellular component: cytoplasm. Lineage: Eukaryota; Metazoa; Chordata; Mammalia; Primates; Cebidae.